GCCCGAAUCGGCUUUCUAUAUCCCGCAAGGUAUUAUCGAGGCGGCCGGGAGCCUGGUAAACUUGCUGCCUCCCUACCCUCCUCCGACCGACCCAAUCAAGGUAAAGCGACUUAUUGAUAAUUGUGAGAAGGUUAUUUCACAUUAUAAGACUCUUGCUAAGAAGAGAGUGGUGAUUGCCAUCAAAAACUAUAAAAAAUUCGAGGAACUUGUCCGAAAGGACGAGGCUGGUACAACUGAAGCAGACGCGGCGAAGCAGGCCCUCCGCCUCAACGUCACGGCCAACUAUUGCCUCAAAGAAGCAGAUAAAGCCAGACGUAGGGCUGCAAAUUACGUUGACAAGUUGGAAUAUCUCCAAAGCCUGAGCCUUGAAGAUCCGCCGGAGCAAAAUGGCGAAGGCUCGUCCGGAGUCGCCUAACCGUUUAAAAACCAUUGCGUUUAUUCACCCUGACCUCGGCAUAGGCGGGGCUGAAAGGUUGGUCGUGGAUGCCGCCGUGGGGUUGCAGGAUCGUGUGGUGAGACAUGGUCAUCCUGGAGAAAAGUUUGAUAGUAUCAAGGAGGGCAACGAUGGAAAGAUAGUUGUGUUUACAUCUUAUUGCGAUAAAAAUCAUUGCUUUGACGAGGCUCGAGAUGGUACUCUGGACGUCCGCGUUCGCGGGGAUAGUAUCGUCCCGCCUCACAUUUUCCGGCGUUUUUCAAUUCUCUGCGCCAUUCUUCGACAAUUACAUCUCGUCCUGCAGACAUACUUCUCUGGUGAACUCGAGAAACUGCAGCCAGACGUCUUUUUCGUUGACCAACUGAGCGCUUGUUUGCCGCUACUUCGUCUUCUUUGUCCUAAAUCCCGUAUUCUCUUCUAUUGUCAUUUCCCAGACAAAUUACUUGCGCAGAGAACAAGCUGGGUAAAAAGAAUUUAUCGGAUCCCCUUCGACUGGUUCGAAGGCUGGACCAUGGGAAUGAGCGAUGGCAUUGUCGUCAACAGCCGUUUCACUCGAGGCGUCUUUGCAGAAGCAUUCCCCUCACUCGCCAAAGCACGCAUUGAGCCAGGCGUUGUCUAUCCAUGCGUUGAUACAUCUGACGUACCCACUGGGGAGAAACAAGAAAUAUGGCCGGGAAAGAAGGUCUUACUAAGUAUUAACCGAUUCGAAAGGAAGAAGGACGUUGGACUCGCCAUCAGGGCAUUUGCUGGAUUAAGUGACAAGGAUAAACAGCAAUCCAGACUUGUCAUUGCUGGUGGAUACGACUACCGCGUUCACGAAAACGUCUCUUAUCAUUCCGAACUAGUCACACUUGCGGAAAAGCUGGGGCUCAAAACCGCGACAAUGAAAAACAUUGUAUCCGCAUCUAACAUCGCCGCCGAUGUCGACGUCCUUUUUCUUCUCUCUGUUCCUGCCACCCUGAAAACCACUCUUCUCAACUCCGCAAGUUUACUCUUGUACACACCUACUCGUGAACACUUUGGGAUUGUCCCCAUCGAAGCCAUGCUCGCUGGCGUCCCCGUUCUUGCUGCCAAUACUGGUGGCCCUCUAGAAACCGUCGUCGAAGGGAAAACAGGCUGGCUCCGCCCUGUCGACAAGAUUGAACAAUGGACCGAAGUCAUGGCCAAGGUCCUACACGGUCUCUCACAACCCGAGCUCAAACUCAUGGGCGCGUCGGGUAAAGCUAGAGUACUUGAAGAAUUCUCAAAAGUUAAAAUGGCGGAGAGACUGGAGAAUGAGAUGCAGCGCUUGAUUCAGAGUUCCCGGCAUCCUGUCGAUCAGACUGGACUGGUCGCAUUGUUACUUUUCGUGGGGGCUGCGCUGGUGGGAGUAUUUGCGUUGCUGUAUGCAAUGCUGAAGUAAAGUCGUCAGAACGUCCAAGUGUUUCAGCUUCUCUUUGCUCAUAUCCUUGCUUAUUUCCAUUCUUCUAUCUUCGGUGGUUUUUUAUUUCUCUAUUGUUUUCUUUAUUUCUUUCUUUUUCUAUCUCUACGCCAGUCUCAUUGCCUUUCUAUCGUAAUUCUACGUUGUCAUUUCUUUUCUUGCUAGUCUACUCGUCUACUUGAAGCCAGGUCUGCUUCAUCUUCCACUUCGGAAGUCUAGUCACAUACUCGCAUCAGCACAUAGUCGGAAAGUAUGCGAUGGGGC
Molecule: messenger RNA, 2117 nt
Organism: Xylona heveae TC161
Lineage: Eukaryota; Fungi; Ascomycota; Xylonomycetes; Xylonales; Xylonaceae
Product: glycosyltransferase family 4 protein
Exons: 3
Coding region: 387-1835 (482 amino acids)
Molecular function (GO): GDP-Man:Man(1)GlcNAc(2)-PP-Dol alpha-1,3-mannosyltransferase activity; alpha-1,3-mannosyltransferase activity
Source: RefSeq, a predicted model, not a curated record